Molecule: messenger RNA, 602 nt
Organism: Fopius arisanus
Lineage: Eukaryota; Metazoa; Arthropoda; Insecta; Hymenoptera; Braconidae
Exons: 3
Coding region: 13-591 (192 amino acids)
Source: RefSeq, a predicted model, not a curated record
UUUUAUAUUUUUAUGUCAAUAAUGAAAGAAUAUGAUGAAGAAUCGUCUUCUUCUGACGAUGAAAUGACGAGAGCCUUGAAAGAAGCUACAGACUCGCAGUUCCUCACAGAAUCUUUAUUCGAUAAAAAAACAAAAGAGAAAGAAGUUACAAGUGUGGAAGACAAUUAUGUGGAGAAAUAUGAUGAAUUUGGAGUGUCAGAGGGAUUCAAAGAUUACAUGGCGAAAAAACUCAUUGAACUUCUCGAUAGAAAUAUUCAAAUGGAAGAUGAAAUCACUGGUUCCAAGUCUUCACGUAAAAGAAAGAAAAUCAAACAUGAAAAAUCAGAAUCUGGCGUGAAACUUCUGAGGAGUUCUAAAAAUAUUCUCAAAGGACAUGACAUGACCUCAAAUGAGUACGAGAUAUUGGAUAAACCGAGAAAACAAACCACGACUAAUUUUACUUCCAGGGAUAAUCUCCUAAAGUGCCAAGAAUCAGCUGUCGAUCCUCAGUUUGUGCUUUCCAAAGUUGAAACAGAAUUUUGGAGUGACCGAAAAAAAGGAAUUGUGUAUGAAUACAAAAAAUUACCUGAUGGAACACUAAUAGAAAAAUAAAAAGAAUAAAA